AAUCACUUUCUCUCUCACUCUUGCUGGGUACGAAAUCUGGAUCUAAGGUCAGUGAAUGCCUACUUCAGGUCCACAGUCAUUCUGACGCAUCUAGGAGACAGCCUUGGGCCUAAGACAUUUGCUGGGAAUCUGAGAGUGACUUGUCUUUGUGUAGGGCAGGUUUUCUCUACCUUGUCACUAUUGGCAUAUGGGCUGGAUAAUACUUUGUUGUUGGGGGGACUGUUCUGUUUAUUAUAGGAUGUGUGGUAACAUCCCUGACCUGCACCUGCUAGAGGUCAAGAUGCGCCUGUACACCCAGUUGUGGCAGCCAGAUACUGGCCAAUGUCCCCUGGAAAGCAGAAGCAGGGCUUCAGUUUUACAAGAAGGCAGCCUGCAGGACCACAGGGCAUGACUUCAGAGUUGAUGAAAACUGGAACUUCUGGAGACCAAUGUAUUCUGCAAAUGCAAGGCAUGAUGAUUAUAAAGAAGAUUGUGAAGAUGGAAGGGGUCCGACCCCUAGAAGAGAAUGUGGGAAACGCACCAAGGCCAAGGUUUGAGAGAAACAAGCUAUUGCUGGUGGCCUCCGUAAUUCAGGCACUGGGGCUGCUCCUGUGCCUCACCUACGUGUGCCAGCACUUCCAUGCUCCCGAGGUAUCACUUCAGUAUCCUCCAAUUGAAAAUAUCAAGACACAACUUCAAAUCUUAACAUCCUAUGAGUGUGAAGAGGACAGUUUCAUCCUCCCACUCCAAAAAAGGGAAGGAACCAUGGAAGUGCAAAACAACUCAGUGGUCAUCCAGUGUGAUGGCUUUUACCUCCUGUCUCUGAAGGGCUACUUCUCCCAGGAGGUCAACAUUAGUCUUCAUUAUCGGAAGGGUAAGGAGCCCUUCCCGAUCCUGAAGAAGGCCAAGUUUGCCAACUCCAACGUGGUGUUAGAAUUGGGUUACAAAGACAAAGUCUACCUGAAUGUGACCAGCGACAGCGCCUCCUGCAAACAGCUCAGCGUGAAUGCUGGCGAGCUGAUUGUCCUCCUUCAGAAUCCCGGUGGGUACUGUGCUCCAUGAGGGUCUCAUGGCCGCACCUAAAGCCAGGCACCAGCAGGACUGCCAAGCUGGGGGGGGACAGGACACAGAUUCCUCUUAUGUGUGAGGCGCUGUCCCAGCUCAGCGACAUGGGACAGGACAGGAAGCGGAUCCUGCACUGCAGCCCCCUCCCCUUGCCCCCCACCUCAGGGAUAUUUAAAACUCAUUUUACGUAUCAGUAACCUUAUCCUUCUGUCUUCUAAGUCCCUAGCCUUCAUCUCCCUGCCUGGCCUCAGGCCUAUUAGGCACCUUCGUGAGAAAGGGGAAACAGGUGCUGCUUUUUCCAGACUCAGUGUUUCUAUCUAUAGUUGUUAUAAUAAACUUAUGUUACUGACAAAGGCACUUGACUACCAUUUGCUGGAGACUGGGCAAGCGUGUGGCAUUGUCGACAUGAAGAGGAACAAGGAGUGAGCUUACGGAUCCGCAGAAGGUGGUGUGGACUAACCCUUGGGAGCCCAUGUGGCCUCUUCAACCAGAUUGGUCACAGUUUGCAUCUUGCCUCAAUUCCUCUCUCACUCAGAGGGAGUUCCAAAGGAAAAUCAGCUUGUGGACAUCAGGACCUGAAAUACUGUGUGCUGUGGGCUCUUUUCCUUUGCUGCUUUGUUUUCCCAUCAUCCAAACUUAAGAGAAAUAUCUCUUCAAAAAACCAUCCUGAAGUUGUGAUGCUGUGAGCGAUCUAGUCAUUGGUUCAGGGAGAACUGAGAGAGAUGCUUCUAUUCAGGGAAAGUGAGUUAAUUUAUUGUGAGCAUAGUUAUCUUUAUUACACCAUGACUGGGACUGCUCAGUAAACACAAGUAAGGAUUUGAACAGCCAAGGGAAGAAAAAUCCUUUGCCACAGAGAGGCAGAGUUAUUCAUGUUUAUCUUCCUGUUGGUGCUGAAAUACCACCUCAGCUCCACGCUUCAUUCAUAUGAACCACGGUGCUGGUUCCAAAUGAAGUGAUGCUGUUCUCAAAUGCAGUUUUAUGUCAGUUGGCAUGAAGAAGCCAUGUGUCUUAUGAAAAAAAAUGGGAUUGAUCUCUGUCUGGAAAUACCAUAAUACCAUGUAACAUCUCCCAUUAGUCAUUGGAAUUAGACUUAUCAUCAGCCAAUAUCAAGGCUCCAAGGUGAUGAGCCCCUUAUGUUUAUUUUGAAUGUCCUCUUAAUUUGAUAUGAUAUAUCAUGCUUAAUGACAUUAUGGAGAAAUGAGAUUUUUUUAUGUCAAGUUACCAUAAAAUUUAUAACUUCUCUGUUCUAAAACUUUGAUAAACUUACAUUUUAAGUAAUUUUUAGUUGUAGCAAAUGUUUCCCUGUUGCUUCAUAGAGGACAUGAAUAUAGAAUUUUUGGAUAUUCUUUGUCAUCAAAGAAAUUCUACGUUCUGUAAUCCAUUGAUUGUCACUAGGAUCUUCAGAAAGAUACACUAAAGGGUCUCAAUUACAUUUGGAUUUUUUUUUUGUCUCUUUGGCAUAAUUUUCUGUGUCCUCCUGACUAAGCAUUUACAGGGGAGCCUGUUUGUGGAACAUUGUAUUUUGAGAAAAUUAUAUAUGGAUUUCAAAGAUUCUUUGCAUUGAAAUAAACAUUUUAAAUCCAUUUUCCAAGAACUUUUGGAAGUACACUUAUAUGUUCAACUACUACUGUAUUUUAAUUUGUAUGGAAAGAAGCUAAAUUAAAACGCAAAAUAAAAGCAAUUGUGUGUAAGGUAAGAGUAACCAAGCUCUGAGUGGCUAUCAGGACACUGUAAUCACAAUCAUUGUCAUAAUAACAGCUAAACAUUUACGGAGGGCCUACUGUGGGCCAGGUCGAGGAUUAAAUGCUUUGCAGGAAUUAUUCUGAGAAAGAUAUUCUGUGAUAUCUGUCUUGACUGCUCAGAUUUAUCUGUAUACAAGUAUGUGUGUGUAAUUUACUUUUUAUGUUUUGCAAAGCUGCAGUUACUUAAUGAGUGAUAUUUUAAAAAGUAAAUGUUUAUGACUACAAGUAAUAUUUAAGAAAAUGUAUGUUUACUUUUUUAAGUUUGGGAUUUCUGCCUUUCUCAUGGACAUGCAGUGUGCAUGCGAGGCCCAGGCAUAACUGAGUGGGCUGUUCAUCUUUGGUUUCAGGGCCUCUCCUCACAGCAGCCCACUCCCUUCCAUCACGCCUGGCCUGCUCUUCUCAUGGUUGCCUCCUCAGCCCCAGGAAUAUCUCUGCCAUGUGCUAGGCUUACUCUGCCACCGUCUACCCAGCAACCUACACCUGUUCUGUGUUUCAGUCCCUUUAAAUCGUGGCUUCCAAAGGGAUAAUUAACCCUUUUCUAUGCAAGGCAGAGUUUUGUGGAAAGAAAACCAAGACAACGUCAGGAGAUAGGAACUGUAAUUUUGACUCGGUCACUAACUAGCUAGGUGACCUUGGGCAAAUAAUUUCCUAUUUCUGUAUCCUGCUUUCCUUCCUUGUUAAAGGAAAGGAGUGCUAAACGUCUGGCAGCUUAGACACUCAUGCGGAGAAAGCUAUAUUGUUACUUUGUACUAGUUGCUCUGAGUCAAAGCAUGUAGCUUUCUGUUUUACUACAUAAACAUUUUUUUGCCUCUGGACAAGCUAGCAUCUUCUCAAUCUUAUUGAUGACUCUUACAAGAGGUGUUAACAACUGUUACUUAGUGAAAUUCUAUUUAGAGAGUGCUGAAGGGAUUCCAAUCUUGAUCCAAAUUGUAAAUUAUUUUUAAGAAUAAUGGGCUGGCCCCCUAUUUUAAAACCAUACUUUUGUAUUUGUGCUU
Lepus europaeus (European hare) is the source of this 3781-nucleotide messenger RNA. It is a transcript of the gene TNFSF4, whose product is annotated as TNF superfamily member 4. Gene Ontology annotation, biological process: immune response. The record is from RefSeq and is a predicted model, not a curated record. Gene Ontology annotation, molecular function: cytokine activity; tumor necrosis factor receptor binding. NCBI's taxonomy places the organism in Eukaryota, Metazoa, Chordata, Mammalia, Lagomorpha, Leporidae. Gene Ontology annotation, cellular component: membrane. The coding region runs from base 322 to 1041 and encodes 239 amino acids. The transcript has 6 exons.